Sorex araneus (European shrew) is the source of this 3510-nucleotide messenger RNA. It is a transcript of the gene ZDHHC22, whose product is annotated as zinc finger DHHC-type palmitoyltransferase 22. The transcript has 3 exons. The record is from RefSeq and is a predicted model, not a curated record. NCBI's taxonomy places the organism in Eukaryota, Metazoa, Chordata, Mammalia, Eulipotyphla, Soricidae. Gene Ontology annotation, biological process: protein palmitoylation. Gene Ontology annotation, molecular function: palmitoyltransferase activity. Gene Ontology annotation, cellular component: Golgi apparatus. Bases 419 to 1195 code for a protein of 258 amino acids.
CGGAGCCCCGGCGGCGGCGGCGGGCUGCCCGCGGGUCCCCUUUCUCGGGUGGGCGCAGGGCCCGGCUGCCAGCGCCGCCCGCCCCGCGCCCCGCGCCCCGCGCUCCCCCAGCCUCGCCUUCCCGGCGCCGCGGCGCAUCUGGAGCUGCUCCCGCGCCCCCCUGGCGACCGGCGCGGGGAAGGCACUGGCUUCGCCCGAGCCCGGGGCCGGCAUCUCGCCGGGGUGGGCAGCGCCGCCGCAGCCCCCAGGGACGCAGGACCCGGGCGACCGGGUGCCCCCACCGCCACCCCGGCGCCCAGCCCCGGCCGUGCCCAGCGCGGGAUCCCUGCGGCGGAGAGAGGCCCGAGCUCCACCCGCAGCCGCGGGUCCCUGGGGGCACUGGCACCUGCAAAGGGGACUCCAAGGAAUGUAAUCCAGGAUGCUGGCCCUGCGGCUGCUCAACGUGGUGGCCCCCGCCUACUUCCUGUGCAUCUCCCUGGUGACCUUCGUGCUGCAGCUCUUUCUCUUCCUGCCCAGCAUGCGCCAGGACCCCGCGGCCGCCCGCCUCUUCUCGCCAGCGCUGCUCCACGGGGCGCUCUUCCUCUUCCUCUCCACCAACGCCUUGGGCAAUUACGUCCUGGUCAUCCAGAACUCCCCGGACGACCUGGACGCCUGCCGCAGGGCUCCGUGCCCCGCGCCCAGCACCCACUUCUGCCGGGUGUGCGGCCGAGUGACCCUGAGACAUGACCACCAUUGCUUCUUCACCGGGAACUGCAUCGGCAGCAGGAACAUGCGCAACUUCGUCCUCUUCUGCCUCUACACCUCCCUGGCCUGCCUCUACUCCAUGGUGGCCGGUGUGGCCUACAUCUCCGCGGUCCUGUCCAUCUCCUUCGCCAACCCUCUGGCCUUCCUCACGCUCCUUCCCACCUCCAUCAGUCAGUUCUUAUCUGGCGCUGUCCUCGGUUCUGAAAUGUUCGUCAUCCUCAUGCUCUACCUCUGGUUUGCCAUCGGCCUGGCCUGCGCCGGCUUCUGCUGCCACCAGCUGCUGCUGAUCCUCCGGGGGCAGACGCGGCACCAGCUGCGGAAGGGGCUGGCCGUGCGCGCCCGGCCCUGGCGCAAGAACUUGCAGGAGGUCUUCGGCAAGAGGUGGCUGCUGGGGCUGCUGGUGCCCACGUUCAACGUCGGCGGAGAGAGCGCCAGGCAGAGGGACAAGUAACCCCGUGUGUGCGCCGACUCCUCCCGGGUGCCGACCUGCUCUCCCGCCCGCCUCGCGGGACCCGGGCUGCGUGGCCUCCCACCGAACGACCCGGGGAACAGGGCUGGCCAGGAGGGAAGAAGCCCCCCCUGACCCCCGCCCCAGGCACUGCUCCCCAGGAGCCGCUAGGCUGCUGCUGCCCCCCAGAAAGGCCUUUGCCUCCUGUUUCUUCCUUCCCUGCCUGCCCACCCCUCCGUUUCCGUCACUGCUCUCUGCUCCAGCCCUCUACAGGGCCCCUGUUGGGUACAGGGACAGACUUUCGAUGCUGGGAUGGUCUCCCCCCCCCCCCCGGACCUGGAGCUGGCUGAGGUUUCAAGUGUCUCAUGUGACAGACAGCCCUGCUGCAAAGGAACUGGGCACGGAGGGGGGGUCUCCUCUCUGGACCUGGGGGAGGAGAGUGAGGUGCAGCCUGUGUCUGGUCUCUGCCCCACCAGCCCCCCCCACACACACCGGGUAUAGCCCUGGGAUGUCCAGUACUGUCCCCUGGCCACCCUGUCCCUGCAGGUCCUCAGUUCUUGCCAGGGCCUGGCAGAACAACCUUCCACUGGCACCCACCCAGCCUUCCCAGAUCUGGCCUGUAGGUCUUUGCUGGGUGCUGGGGUGGAGAGAAGAGGGAAAGAGGAGCCAAUGGUGAUGGGGCAGGCAAGAAAGGGCGAGGGGAAAGGGGAGAGAAGGGAGUGGGGUGGGAGAUGGGCAGAGGGGGAGGAAGAGAGGAAGGGGAGGGGACAGGAGGAGGAAAGGAGAAAAGGGGGAGGGAAGGGGGACAGAAAGAAGUGGAGAGGGGAGAAAGGAAGGGGGAGGGAGUGAAGGGUAGAGAGUAGGAGAGAGGAGGAGAGGGGAGGAGUUGGGAGAGGAGGAGAGAAGAGAGAAAGGGGAGAGAUGAGAGAAAGAGGAGGAGGGAGAGAGGAGGAGAGAAAAGAGGAAGGGGGAAGGGGAGAGUAGGAGAGGAGAGAAGGAGGGGAGGAGGGGAGCAGGAGAGGAGAGAGGGAGGGAGGAGGGGGAGCAGGAGAGGAGAGAGGGGAGGACACAGCCAGAGGAGAGGGUGCUGGCGGGAGUGGAGACUGCUUAGGGAAGGAGGUAGGUGAGGGGCGACCAGAGCCUGGGCAUGGGGGUCUGGGGGGCUGAGGAUGAGAGGCCCAUGAGUGCAUUUCCGCCGUCUAAAGGCUCUUUAGUUCCACGCUCCCUGAGGGCAGCUAGGAGAGGCCGAGCACCCCCAGUGCUGUCCAGCAGGAGCUGGCGGGGACACGCGGGGUCAGGGCAGCAGACCCCAGGCUCCCUCCUCUGCCUGCCAUGACCAGGCCCCGCUCUCUCCUCUCGGAGGGUGGGGCUGAAGGUGGGCUCAGGUGGGGGAGCAGGCCGCGUGCUGGGGUCCUGGUGGGGCAGUCCUGGCAGGACGGGGUGUGCGGACCAUCUCUCCACGGGGGUCCACGCCUGGGGCAUAUGAAGGAGUGGGGAGCACAAGCAUGCCCCCUCCUGACUGGGCCAAGGAGCCGUCUGACGCCCACGUUGGCUGAGGGCUGAGGCCCAAACCCAAGACCCUGUGAGCAUCGCAAAUUUCACCCCUAAUUCUUGAGCAGAACUCGGUCCUGCCUCCACGCCCCUGGAUGACUAAAGUGGUGGUGGCUCCACCCCACCACACACCCCGACCCCCCACCCCCACCUCGCACCCCUACCCCACAACCCCACCCUGAGCCCCCACCCUAUAACCCCACCUCACACCCCCACUCCAUAACCCCACCCUACAUCCCAAACCCAUAAUCCCACCCCACACCACCACACAGCCCCGGCUCAUAACCCCACCCUGAACCCCCACCCAGCACCCAAUUUUCUCAUCAGGCACCAACUUGUACUCCCAGGCCCCGAGGCCCCGAGCCUUUCGGGCACAUGGCAGUGAACACUGCACAAGACAAGCUGCCAGGGCAGCCUCUUGCCACCCAACCCCAGAGGCUGCCUUCUUGGUGGCCCAGCGUCACGUGGAAGAGAAACCCAGGUCUCCUCCUUGGAGGAGGCACUGCAGAGCUUGAAUGGGGAGGGGAGUAUGGCAGGCGGCCCUGUGCACAGUUCAGCCACUCCCAGUCUCCCCAAUGCUCUGCUGCCCGCUGAGGCUGGACAUGCCGGGGAAAAAAAGCAGGGGUACCUGCAGGGCCCACCCCCUCACAGGUUGGGGUGGGGGUUGGUGGGGAGGGUACUGGGGCUUGGGGUUGGAGCUGCAUGUGUGCGUGCACAUGGCCCUGGACGGGGGUGGGGAGAACAUCAAUAAAAGGCGUGGCUUCCAA